Molecule: messenger RNA, 1701 nt
Organism: Arctia plantaginis
Lineage: Eukaryota; Metazoa; Arthropoda; Insecta; Lepidoptera; Erebidae
Source: the annotation of a GenBank genome assembly
AUGUACCGGUUACCACAAAUUAUAAGAUUUGAUUACAAUGUUUUUAAAUUGAGCUAUCGUUCUUAUGCCAAAGAUGUGAGAUUUGGUCCUGAUGUCAGAUCUCUUAUGCUUCAAGGCGUGGAUAUUCUGGCAGAUGCUGUGGCAGUCACCAUGGGCCCAAAAGGCCGUAAUGUGAUUCUUGAACAACCGAUGGGACCUCCAAAAAUUACCAAAGAUGGUGUAACCGUAGCCAAAGGAAUAGAAUUGAAAGAUAAAUUUCAAAACGUGGGAGCUAAGCUCGUUCAAAAUGUGGCUAAUAAAACGAAUGAAGAGGCUGGAGAUGGAACUACUACUGCAACAGUAUUAGCAAGAGCCAUAGCCAAGGAAGGCUUUGAAAAUAUUUCUAAGGGAGCCAAUCCAAUAGAAAUAAGGAAAGGAGUUAUGUUAGCUGUAGAAACUGUAAAAAAGAGAUUAAAAGAAAUUUCCAAACCAGUCAACACAACAGAAGAAAUCAUUCAGGUGGCUACAAUAUCAGCAAACGGAGAUGCAGAUAUCGGAAAGCUGAUUGCAGCGGCAAUGAACCGAGUAGGUAAAUCAGGGGUAAUCACAGUUAAAGACGGUAAGACUUUAGACGAUGAACUAGAAAUAAUUGAGGGUAUGAAAUUUGAUCGCGGUUUUGUGUCACCAUAUUUUAUAAAUUCAACUAAAGGACCGAAAGUUGAAUAUAACGACGCAUUAAUCCUGUAUUCUGAGAAAAAAAUAUUUAAUGCUCAGCAGAUAGUCCCAGCUCUAGAAAUCGCCAACGCACACAAAAAACCGCUCAUCAUAAUUGCAGAGGAUUUUGACGGUGAACCUUUAUCAGUAUUAGUAGUCAACAAGUUAAAAGCUGGUUUACCCGUAUGUGCGAUAAAAUCUCCGGGAUUUGGGGAGCAUCGAAAACAUUCCCUAGCUGAUAUGGCUGCUGCUACUGGAGGUAUAGUUUUUGAAGACGAUGCAAAUUUAAUUAGACUUGAAGAUUGUCAGUUAGAAAGUUUUGGCCAAGUCGGAGAAAUAACAAUUACAAAAGAUUCAACCCUUUUACUGAAAGGAAAAGGUGACAUGACGGAAGUAAGACAACGGAUUGAUCAAAUAAAAGAAGAAUUGGAAGCAGUUCCUAGCAACUUCGAUCGAGAACGCCUAAUAGAUAGAUUAGGAAGAUUGCAAAACGGUGUAGCUGUGCUCAAAAUUGGGGGCAGUAAUGAAGUGGAGGUAAAUGAAAAAAAGGAUCGCGUAAAUGAUGCAUUAAAUGCAACAAGGGCUGCCAUUGAAGAAGGGAUUGUACCUGGAGGUGGAGCGGCUCUCCUUCGAUGCAUUCCAGCUCUUAAUCAACUAAAGCCAGUCAACCGAGACCAAGCUAUUGGUAUAAGUAUUGUGAAGAACGCCCUUCGUACACCUUGCAUAACGAUUGCUUCUAAUGCUGGAUAUGAUGGAUCAGUUGUAGUCUCCAAAGUGGAAGACUUGGGCCCCGACUUUGGAUAUGACGCUUUAAACAAUGAAUACGUUAAUAUGAUUGAAAGAGGUAUAAUAGAUCCUACUAAAGUUGUAAGAAGGGCUUUGACCGAUGCCAGUGGUGUUGCGUCACUAUUAACUACAGCAGAGGCAGUUAUUUGUGAGGCAGUCUAUCCAAGAAAGAACCUAGCGCGUGAAACGGCAAAUGGCCUUGACUAUUAUACAGAGUACUAG